CACCAACUGUGGAAAAAUUCGCUUCUACUGUUGGGAUACUGCCGGGCAAGAGAAAUUUGGUGGGCUCAGAGAUGGAUACUAUCUAUAUCCAUGGGCAAUGUGCGAUUAUCAUGUUUGAUGUUACUGCCCGUUUAACAUACAAGAAUGUCCCAACAUGGCACAGGGAUCUUUGCAGGGUCUGUGAAAACAUACCAAUUGUGCUGUGUGGAAACAAAGUUGACGUGAAGAACAGGCAGGUUAAGGCCAAGCAGGUCACUUUCCACAGGAAGAAGAAUCUGCAGUAUUAUGAAAUUUCAGCUAAGAGCAACUGUAGCUUUGAGAAGCCUUUCCUAUACCUCGCCAGGAAGCUUGCUGGGGAUCCUAAUCUGCACUUUGUUGAAUCCCCUGCCCUGGCUCCUCCAGAAGUUCACAUUGAUUUGGCUGCACAUCAGCAGCACGAGGCUGAGCUUGCUGCAGCUGCUAGUCAGCCCCUCCCCGAUAAUGACGAUGAUGCAUUUGAGUAGAUGUGAAGAUUGUCGGUGGGGUGUGUGUGUGGGUUUCAUUCGUAAUAUUUGUGGGUCUUUUGGGCUGUUUCUUCAAGACGGAACUGCUGGUGUUGCUAUUUGUAAGAGUUUCCUUGUGUUAUUGAGGAUGUGAAUUUGCGGGUGCCAAGCUCUAUUGUUUUACUUGUCUGAUUUCUAUAUUACAAA
This is a messenger RNA of Argentina anserina (silverweed cinquefoil), 689 nucleotides long. Its product is annotated as GTP-binding nuclear protein Ran1B-like. Gene Ontology annotation, biological process: protein import into nucleus; ribosomal subunit export from nucleus. Gene Ontology annotation, cellular component: cytoplasm; nucleus. Gene Ontology annotation, molecular function: GTPase activity; GTP binding. The record is from RefSeq and is a predicted model, not a curated record. The coding region runs from base 72 to 503 and encodes 143 amino acids. The transcript has a single exon. NCBI's taxonomy places the organism in Eukaryota, Viridiplantae, Streptophyta, Magnoliopsida, Rosales, Rosaceae.